CCGGGCCGGGGCGGGCGGCAGGGGGCGCCGUGCUCAGGGUCGGGCCCGUGGUCGCCAUGCGCGGGCUGCUCGGGCUGUGCCAAGCGGUUGGCGGGGGGCGCGCGGGGGCGCUGCUGGCCGGGGCGGCCCGCCGCGCCAUGGCCGGGUUCUGCGCAGAGGAGCGCGGCCGGCCCGGCUCGCAGGACUUCCGCGUCUUCUUCAAGAAUGGAGCUGGUCACUACAUUUCCCCCUUCCAUGACAUCCCUCUCAGGGUCGGCACUGAAAAGGACAGUGGCAUUCCUACCAAGAAAGCACGAAGCAAUGAUGAUGAGAAUUUGCUUCAUAUGGUCGUAGAAGUGCCUCGGUGGACGAAUGCUAAAAUGGAGAUCGCCACGGAGGAGCCUCUGAACCCCAUUAAGCAGGACAUGAAGCACGGCAAGCCACGCUAUGUGGCCAACGUCUUUCCUCACAAGGGUUACAUAUGGAAUUACGGCGCCCUUCCUCAGACCUGGGAAGAUCCUCAUCACAAAGACAAGGACACAGGCUGCUGCGGGGACAAUGACCCUAUUGAUGUUUGCGAAAUUGGCUCAAAGGUUCUUUCCCGCGGAGAGGUUGUCCCCGUGAAGAUCCUUGGUGUCUUGGCUCUCAUUGAUCAAGGUGAAACAGAUUGGAAAUUGAUCGCUAUCAAUGCGAACGAUCCCGAGGCUGACAAGUUUCAUGAUAUUGAUGAUGUCCAGAAGUUCAAGCCGGGGUACCUAGAAGCUACCGUCCAUUGGUUGAGAUUUUAUAAGGUCCCUGAGGGGAAGCCAGAGAACAAGUUUGCUUUCAGUGGAGAGUUCAAAAACAAGGCUUUUGCUCUUGAAGUCAUUAAAUCUGCUCACGAAUGUUGGAAGGUGCUGCUUAUGAAGAAGUGCGAUGGAGGAGCUAUAAAUUGCACAAAUGCCCAGGUGUGCGACAGCCCUUUCCGUUGCACCCAAGAGGAAGCGAGAUCCUUGGUCGAAUCAGUCUCACCAGCUGCACCAAGUAAAGAAAGUAGUGGAGAAGAGCAAGCGUGGCACUUCCUUGGCAAAUGACGGGGACAUUCGAAGCUCAACAUCCAGAUCUCGCUCCCUGAGACUGCUUUUCUCUUCAGCGAUGGAGACCGGCAGGGCCAUGGGCAUUUGCUGACUUGUUGCUCAAACAUUGUUUUCAAGCUUUCGAGAUGGUCAGUAUAUAAAUAAACAUCUGCAUUUCUGAA
Molecule: messenger RNA, 1216 nt
Organism: Heterocephalus glaber (naked mole-rat)
Lineage: Eukaryota; Metazoa; Chordata; Mammalia; Rodentia; Bathyergidae
Gene: Ppa2
Product: inorganic pyrophosphatase 2
Biological process (GO): phosphate-containing compound metabolic process
Cellular component (GO): cytoplasm
Molecular function (GO): inorganic diphosphate phosphatase activity; magnesium ion binding
Source: RefSeq, a predicted model, not a curated record